Aureobasidium melanogenum CBS 110374 is the source of this 1419-nucleotide messenger RNA. RefSeq names its product MFS general substrate transporter. Gene Ontology annotation, molecular function: transmembrane transporter activity. Gene Ontology annotation, cellular component: membrane. Bases 1 to 1419 code for a protein of 472 amino acids. NCBI's taxonomy places the organism in Eukaryota, Fungi, Ascomycota, Dothideomycetes, Dothideales, Saccotheciaceae. Gene Ontology annotation, biological process: transmembrane transport. The transcript is spliced from 3 exons. The record is from RefSeq and is a predicted model, not a curated record.
AUGUCAUCUUCAAGACGAGCUGGCCACCAAGGCUCUGCCACGACUGUCAUAGAACUUGAGCCCAUCCACACACCGCCACGAUCAUCUGAGAAACGCGUUCCUAGGGAGUCGGGCAGAAGACUCGGUCAGAAUGAUCUUGAUAAUAACCGUGAACGACAUGACCACAAUGAGACUCUACCUUCUCCCACCGUCGCUUCUCAUGAUGCACUGGAGAGAUGGAAUGCUCCAAGAUCAAAUCUCUAUCGAACACUUGCUGCCUUCAUAGGCUUCGCUAUCAUGGGCAUGAACGAUGCCACCUAUGGAGCCAUCAUUCCAUAUCUGGAAAAAUAUUACAAUCUCUCAUAUACAAUCGUUUCGCUUAUCUUCCUCAGUCCCCUGGUCGGCUACAAUCUCUCAGCCUUACUCAAUAACAGCAUACACCUUCAAUUUGGACAGAGAGGUGUAGCUUUCAUUGGACCAGUUUGUCACCUGCUGGCAUACAUUGUCAUCGCCGUUCACCCUCCAUAUCCGGUGCUAGUCGUAGUGUUUGCGAUCGCAGGCUUCGGAAACGGGCUGGAAGACGCAGCUUGGAAUGCCUGGAUGGGUGCAAUGUCGAAUGCGAACGAAGUUUUAGGCUUUCUUCAUGGUAUCUAUGGUUUGGGAGCUACCAUCGCUCCUUUGAUUGCCACUUCACUCAUAACGAAAGCUGAUAAGCCUUGGUGGACGUGGUACUACUUCAUGAUCGGAUUCGCAGCCGUCGAACUUGUCACUAACCUUUGGGCUUUCUGGAGUCAGACUGGAGAAGUCUUUCGUCUUGCGCAUCCCAGAACCACCGAUCAGACAGGCAACAGAAUGAAAGAGGCCUUGCUCACUAUGCCGAGUGCCCGAGUCACAUGGUUGUGUGCUUUGUUCUUGUUGGGAUACGUUGGCAUCGAAGUAGCUCUCGGUGGCUGGAUUACCACAUUCAUGCUUCGAGAACGUCACGGUGGUGCUUUCGCCUCUGGAAUGACUGCAACUGGCUUCUGGCUCGGCAUCACCAUCGGCAGACUGGUACUUGGUUUCGUGACGCCACGCAUCGGUGAGAAGUUAUCCAUCGCCAUCUAUCUUCCAAUCGCGACCGGUCUCGAGCUCCUCUUCUGGCUUGUUCCGCAGUUCUAUGUUUCGGCUGUUGCAGUGGCACUGCAAGGGUUCUUCCUAGGCCCAAUGUUCCCCGCUGCUGUAGUCGCGACAACCAAACUCUUGCCUAAACAUUUGCAUGUCAGUGGUAUUGGAUUUGCUGCUGCGUUGGGUGGCUCCGGCGCUGCGAUAUUCCCCUUCGUUACUGGUGUCAUUGCACAAGCAAAAGGUGUGCAGGUCCUCCAGCCGAUUAUUCUAGCACUCUUGGUUGUCAUCUGGUUGUUCUGGAUCUCACUUCCUAGGAUCGAAAAGAAGAGAGAUUAA